UUGUGAGUGUCUGUCGAGUGAGAUAGCGGCCCGUCAGCGCCACAGAGAAGUCUAGAACAUACGAGACUAAGGCGGGCGGCACAGUAAACGCGCUCGUCUCGCGCUGAACGCUUGGAAGGUGGGUUACGGAGUGACGCAAUCGCGUCCGGAACACUAAGUCUAAAGAGCAACUGGAACGUCGUGGAAUGUGCGGGAAGUUUUCUUUCGUUAGGUAGCUGCAGUGGGGAGUACUUUUCUAUUUGUAAGAUACUUAGAUAGCUGGCAGCCUCGCGCUACCUCGGUUAAACUUGCCCACCGUUUCCCUCGUGAUAUCCCAUGCAUGGACACUGAGAGACAAUCGCCGGAUUGGGCUCAAAUACAUCAAAACUGCCGUUUGCACUGAGCACAGUCGCUAGUAGCUAGCCUACGCAACAGGGCUUCUCAGAAUCUAAACGCUUCACGCUGGGAGAACGGAAGCUUCCAGGGCGAAGCUUGUGGCCAUGUUGUGCUGGGGGAAUGCUUCCUUCGGCCAGCUUGGCCUGGGCGGCAUCGAUGAGGAGAUUGUGCUGGAGCCACGGAACUGCGAGUUCUUCCGCGGAAAGAAGGUGCUGGAUGUGGGCUGCGGCCACCGCCACACAGCCUUCUUGCUGAACGACGGCACGGUGUACACCUGUGGUUGCAAUGACCUCGGCCAGUUAGGGCAUGACAAGUCAAGGAAGAAACCAGAACAAGUCACUGCCCUGGACGCUCAGAAUAUUGUGGCUGUGUGUUGCGGGGAGGCCCACACCCUGGCCCUGAAUGACAAGGGUCAGGUGUUUGCCUGGGGUAUGACCUCUGAUGGACAGCUGGGCCUGCCCAUGGCGGAGGAGUGCACCCGUGUUCCCAGAAAUAUCAAGAGCUUAUCAGAAGUUCAGAUUGUACAGGUGGCCUGUGGAUACCGGCACUCCCAUGCACUGUCCAGAGGAGGUAGCGUCUUUUCCUGGGGACAGAAUAAACACGGACAGCUCGGCCUUGGAAACGACUGCAAAAAUGUCUUCUCUCCGAAGGUCAUCCAAUCUCUGCAGGGGAUUCCUUUUGUGCAGAUCUCGACAGGUGGUGCCCACAGCUUUGCCCUCACCAUGUCCGGAGCGGUGUUUGGGUGGGGCCGCAACAAGUUUGGCCAGUUGGGCCUCAAUGACACCAAUGACCGAUAUUUCCCUACCUUACUGAAAUCCCUGAGGUCUCAAAGGGUCGUGUACAUCUCCUGUGGAGAAGAUCAUACAGCUGCAUUAACAAAGGAGGGUGGUGUCUUUACCUUUGGAGCUGGAGGUUACGGUCAGCUUGGGCACAACACUACAAACCAUGAAAUAAACCCCAGGAAAGUUUUUGAGCUCAUGGGCAAUGUAGUCACACAGAUCGCUUGUGGCCGGCAACACACUUUGGCCUUCAUUGCUUCCACUGGGAAAAUCGAUUCCUUUGGACUCGGUGGAAACGGACAACUUGGCACUCGGUCCACAUGCAACAGGAAGAGCCCUGCUCCGGUGAAAGGCAACUGGGUUCUGUACAGUGACGUGUGUCCUGCUGAAAUAGAUGCUCAACAGUGUUGUGUGAGAAGAAUAUAUGCCGGUGGUGACCAGAGUUUUGCCCAUUUCUCAACUCCAGAGAAUGCUGUGCCUCCAGAUGACUUCCGAAUACCGCCUCCUGGCAAAGAUAUUUUCACACUGAACACAGAUGUUAUUGAGAGAUGGUUGAGUCAUGGACAAGGACGACUCUCUACAGAGAUUGUCAAUGAAAUCGAUGUCCUUUUUUCUUCUGCAAGUUGUCUUAAUGGGAGCUUUCUUUGUGGAAGCCAUCCAGACCAUUACAACACAAGCAGCAAAUUCUCAGGGGUGGACAUGAAUUCAGCACGACUCUUGUUUCACAAGCUGAUUCAGCCUGAAUAUCCACAAGUUACACAACUAAUUGCUGCUAAUUUGGAGAAAAACUUAAUUCCAAACCUGACCAGCUCUCCUCCUGACAUAGAAGCACUGAGACUUUACCUCACAUUACCUGAAUGUCCACUUUUUAAUAACCCCAACAGCUUUGUCACACUAGCCAUUCCUUUUGGAAAAGCUGUUGUCAGCCUGAAAGAGGCACCCUUGAAGGUGCUUGAAAACUGGUGGUCAAGGCUGGAGCCACCAGUGUUCCAGCGCCUUGUGGAGCUCUACAAGGAUGUUGUGGUGAGCCUGCUGAGGAUGCACAAAGUGGGCAUCCCAUUGUCAGAGCAGAGGAUAUUCACGAGCUUCCUCCACGUCUCACUGAAAUUUCUGGAGAUCUUACACACUGUAAACGAAAAGGCGGGGCAGAUUAUACAGUAUGAUAAAUUCUACAUCCAUGAGUUGGAUGACCUGAUUGACAUCAAGAAUGACUACAUCAACUGGAUUCAGCAGCAGAUGUUCUCAAUGGUGCCAGAGAUUCCUGUGACUCUGUGCAGAUACCCAUUUGUGUUUGAUGCCCAAGCAAAGACAACGUUGCUUCAGACGGAUGCAGUGUUACAGAUGCAGAUGGCAGUUGACCAAGCUCAGAGGCAGAACUUCUCCUCUCUGUUCCUGCCCGUGGUGGAGUCUGUUAACCCUUGCCUGAUUCUCAUCGUCAGGAGGGAGAACAUCGUUGGGGACACUAUGGAGGUUUUGAGGAAAUCCAAGAAUGUGGACUACAAGAAACCUUUGAAGGUGAUUUUUGUUGGGGAAGAAGCUGUGGAUGCAGGAGGUGUCCGAAAAGAGUUCUUCCUGCUAAUCAUGAAAGAACUUCUUGACCCGAAGUAUGGCAUGUUUAGGUACUACGAGGACUCCAGACUCAUUUGGUUCUCAGACAAGACAUUUGAAGACAUUGAAUUGUUUCAUCUGAUUGGAGCCAUUUGUGGUUUAGCCAUCUACAACCUGACCAUUGUGGAGCUCAACUUCCCUUUAGCUCUGUACAAGAAGCUCCUGAAGAAAAAACCAACACUUGAAGACUUAAAGGAGCUCAUGCCUGAGGUUGGCAGAAAUUUGCAGCAAUUGCUAGACUACACGGAAGAUGUGGAUGAAGCGUUCUGUUUAAACUUCACAAUCACAGUGGAAAACUUUGGCACAACAGAAGUUUUGGAACUUGUUCCGAAUGGCAUGCAUAUCACUGUUAAUAAUUCAAACAGGCAGGAGUUUGUGACAGCAUAUGUCGACUACAUUUUCAAUUCAUCCGUGGCUCCUCUGUUUAACGAAUUCUACGCUGGCUUCCACAAAGUGUGCGGCGGUAAAGUUCUUGAGCUCUUCCAACCCAGUGAACUCCAGGCAAUGGUCAUUGGGAACACAAACUAUGACUGGAAGGAGCUGGAAAAGACCACAGAGUACAAAGGGGAGUACUGGGCUGAACACCCUACAAUAAAGCUCUUCUGGGAGGUAUUCCAUGAGCUUCCUUUGGAGAAGAAGAAACAGUUUCUCUUGUUCCUGACUGGAAGUGACCGCAUCCCCAUCCUGGGCAUGAAAUCUCUCAAGCUGGUCAUCCAGCCGACAGGAGGAGGAGAGCACUACCUGCCCGUUGCUCACACGUGUUUUAACUUACUGGACCUCCCGAAGUACACGGAGAAAGAGAAGCUACAUGACAAGCUUCUGCAAGCCAUUGACCACUAUCAAGGCUUCAAUCUUGUGUGAAAUUCUAAUGGGAAUAUGGUACAUAUACUGCUGACUUUUUGUAUACUUUUUCCCCACUAGUCCACCUUAUUAAAUCAGUUUUUUUUUUUUUUUUUUUUUUGCUGGAUGAGAUGCUGCCUGUGGGUGAACUAUUUUGAAUUGUUUCCUCAUGUAGCUAAUGACUCAGUUGGAGCCUUUUCUUCUAUUAACUGGAUUAAAUCAAGGUUCCAUAGUGAGAAAUUUAGAUGUGCCAUUCUGUAGAGCUGCAACAUGAGCUUUUCCACCUGUUUUGACUGGCAUUAUUUAGGCCCAUGCCCUGGUAUAAGUUUCACAGAAUCCCUCACAGCUUGGGAAAGGUAAGUAUAAGGAGAAUGGUGGCAGACUCUGCAUGUUGAGCAUAAAUUCCUCUUCACUACAAAUAAAGAUUUACAGAUGAUUUGUACGACUACUUCCUGCCUCAGCCGAA
Molecule: messenger RNA, 4068 nt
Organism: Scleropages formosus (Asian bonytongue)
Lineage: Eukaryota; Metazoa; Chordata; Actinopteri; Osteoglossiformes; Osteoglossidae
Gene: herc4
Product: HECT and RLD domain containing E3 ubiquitin protein ligase 4
Exons: 24
Coding region: 480-3623 (1047 amino acids)
Molecular function (GO): ubiquitin-protein transferase activity
Source: RefSeq, a predicted model, not a curated record